AAUGGCGGGUGUAUGGAAUUGUAAUACUGUUUUUGUUUAUUUUUAUUUUGAACUCCAAUUUGAAAACGUGUAAAAAUUUAUCACUAAAGUGUGCAAAUAUUUUUUAGUAAUAAUUAAAUUUAUAAGUGUUUCAAAAAAAAAUUUAAUUUUAAAAUUCCCGAGAUGCCGCCGAUGUCCAAAGGAUUCGGCGAGCAUAUCGAGGAUUACAAAGUACUUGAAUUUCUGGGCAAGGGUGGAUUUGGAUGUGUUUAUAAAGCAAAAUGUUUAAAUACAAGAAUAGACGUAGCGAUCAAAAUGAUCGACAAAAAUUUAAUGCAACGCCAUGGAAUGAUUGGCAGAGUACGUGAUGAAGUAGCUAUUCAUUCACGAUUAAAACAUCAGUCUAUUCUAAAGCUUUAUACAUAUUUUGAAGAUGCUAAUUAUGUUUAUAUGGUACUAGAAUUGUGUCCUAAUGGAGAUUUACAACGUUUUUUAAAAGAUCAUUAUCCUCAAGGGCUAUCAGAAGAUGAAGCUGCCAGAGUUAUAAAACAAGUAUUAGAGGGAUUGCUUUAUUUACAUAAUCAUAAAAUACUCCACAGGGACAUGUCUCCUUCUAAUUUAUUAUUGACUGCAGACAUGCAAGUGAAAAUAGCUGACUUUGGACUAGCAACAUUAUCAAAACCUAAUGAAAAUCAUAUGACUUUAUGUGGUACACCUAAUUACAUUUCACCUGAAGUCGCGACAAGAUCAUCACAUGGCCCACAAGCCGACGUAUGGGGUUUAGGAUGUUUGUUGUACACUUUGUUAGUAGGCAAAGCUCCAUUUGAUACUGAUGGUGUAAAAAGUACUUUGACUCGUGUUGUCAUGGCUGAUUAUACAAUACCAUCUUAUUUAUCUGACAAAGCAAAAGAUUUAAUAAGUCGUUUAUUAAAAAAAAAUCCACAUGAUAGAAUUGAAUUACGUGAUAUUUUAAAGCAUCCAUUUAUUACAUCCAAUGAUCAAAAAUUCCAGGAAAAAGUUUUAUUGAGCAGAGCAUUAUCGCGAGAUAGAAUGGCUGAUUCAGGAUUAGGUAAAACAAUGUCUUCAGUUGAUCGAAUGCCUCGAGGUCGCUCUCGUUCAGAAGAGCGUGCUUCGAUGGUACCAUCAAUGUCUACUCCGUUAGCACCACAGUUUACUGUCAGAAGUGAUCCUUUAACUGAAAGAAACAAUUAUCAGAAUAACUUUGCCUAUCAAAGUAAGCGAAAUGAUUAUUCUCGAGAGCAGACAUCUGUACUUUCAGGUAUACCACCACCUCGUAGUAGAGUAUUUUCACGAACUUCUCAAAACAGUUGUGAAGAUAUUAAUCGUCAGAAAAAUGAUAAACAAAGAUGUCGAGAGCAAGCUAUUGAAAGUCUUAAAGAUCAAGAUGUUAACACAAAAUUACAAAUUCCACCCUUAAAUUCUCAAAGACUUUUGCCGACAAGACAUCGUACGAAAAAUGCUGUUCUUACAAUUCUAGAUAGUGGAGAAGUGUGUAUUGAAUUUAUAAAGAAAAAAAAUAGCAAUAUGGAACGCAUUGGGGAAGUUUGUAGAAUAUCAAGUGAUGGUUUGCGAAUUGCUAUUUAUAAAUUAAAAGAAUCUACACCAAUUGGUGAUGAACCACCUCCAUUACCUUCUUAUGGUGCUGAUAAUAUUUAUUCAUAUGAAAGUUUACCUUCUCGACAUCAUAGGAAAUAUAUUUAUGCUGCGAGAUUUGUUAAACUUGUUAAAGCAAAAACACCUAAAGUAACAUUAUAUACUGAACGUGCUAAAUGUCAAUUUAUGGAAAAUGGACCACAUCCAGAUUGUGAAAUACAUUUUUAUAAUGGUAUUAAGAUAACCUGUGUUGACGGUGUCGUAAAAAUAACAGAUUCAGUUGGCAAUAGUUAUGGAGAAGGAGAAGUACCACAUGAAUUAGAAGAAUAUUAUGAACAUUACAGAGAAUGUUAUAAACGUUGUUUACUUCUUGAAACAACAUUAACUUCAUUAGAAUCUGCUACAGGUCAUUCGUAUUUUCCAGCAAUUAUUGGACGGAAACCUCUGUCUGCUGGAAGUAUUCCUUCUUUGCAAGGAAAAGAAAAUAUAUCACGAAUGACAAAUAGCCCACCUGUGAUGCCUUCAUUUGAUGCUACUUGUUCGGUAAUGUCUGCAGUAACAUCAAGAUCUAAAAAAACAACUUCUAUUCGUUCAUCACAGUAUGCAUUUAAUAGAGUCAUUAUUCCUGGAAUUGGAGUAGCAAUUCAAUUACCAAAUGGAGACGUUAAAAUAGAGUAUAAAGAUGGAUCUGCAAUAACAGUUCGUCCAGAUAGUCGUGGUGGUGGAGUAUUAUACGAAAACGAUAAUGGUGCGAUUACUAAAUAUUCAAAAAAUCAUCAUCAAAAUGUUCAAAUGCCUUAUGAAGUGAAGGAAAAAUUACGACAUUUACCUACAGUCAUUACUCAUUUAGUACAACCGAAACAUCGAAAUAUAAGAUGAUCAAUUUUUUUAUUAUAUUUUUAUUUUUUUUUUUUACAAUUCAAAUGACAUGAGUGUGAAUGUAGUAGACAUCAGGAAAAUUUUAAAUUAUUAAUAAAUAGACUAAAUAAUUAAUAAAAUAAAAUUUGAAAAAAUGCGCAUUUGAAA
Messenger RNA from Microplitis mediator, 2619 nucleotides. It is a transcript of the gene SAK, whose product is annotated as serine/threonine-protein kinase PLK4. The record is from RefSeq and is a predicted model, not a curated record. Gene Ontology annotation, biological process: protein phosphorylation. Gene Ontology annotation, molecular function: protein binding; ATP binding; protein kinase activity. The coding region runs from base 163 to 2472 and encodes 769 amino acids. NCBI's taxonomy places the organism in Eukaryota, Metazoa, Arthropoda, Insecta, Hymenoptera, Braconidae. The transcript is spliced from 9 exons.